Messenger RNA from Rhodotorula toruloides NP11, 2262 nucleotides. RefSeq names its product prolyl oligopeptidase. The record is from RefSeq and is a predicted model, not a curated record. Gene Ontology annotation, molecular function: oligopeptidase activity; serine-type endopeptidase activity. Gene Ontology annotation, biological process: proteolysis. Bases 1 to 2262 code for a protein of 753 amino acids. The transcript has 10 exons. Lineage: Eukaryota; Fungi; Basidiomycota; Microbotryomycetes; Sporidiobolales; Sporidiobolaceae. Gene Ontology annotation, cellular component: cytosol.
AUGUCCUCCUCGCUUCGCACGCCGUGGGACCCGACGAAGACGCCGUACCCGCAGGUGCGCAGGUCCGACACGGUCGAGACGUUCAAGUCGGCCAAGAAGGCCGAGGUUCGCGUCGCAGACCCCUACGACUGGCUUCACGAUCCCGACUCUCGCGAGACUCAAGCUUUCGUCAAGUCGCAAGGAGACUUCACGCGGGCAUACCUUGACCAGUACAAGGACCGGAAGGUGUUCACCGAGGAGCUCAGGAAGAACUGGAACUACCCGCGAUUCUCCUGCCCUGCGCUGAAGGGAGACGGCAACUACUACUUCACGUACAACAGCGGACUCCAGCCGCAACCUUCGAUCUACCGCUUCCCCAAGGGUCAGGAGACUGUGACGCCAAAGGAGGGAGAGGUUGGCGGUGAGCUGUUCUUCGAUCCCAACCUCCUCUCGACCGAUGGCUCCGUCUCGCGUGCAACCAGUGCGUUCUCGGACGACGGCAAGUGGUUCGCGUACGCGCUUUCCCGCUCGGGCUCCGACUGGUCGACCAUCUACGUUCGCCCGACCUCGUCGCCGCACAACCCGCAGCAGGAAGUCGGCAAGGAUGAGGGUCGCCUCGAACACGACGUUAUCCGCUUCGUCAAGUUUUCCGGAAUCGGCUGGACGAAGGACUCGAAAGGCUUCUUCUACCAGCGCUUCCCUGCGCGCGCCGAGCACGGCGCAGACACGGAUGAUAAGGCCGGAACGGAGACGGACAAGGAUGUCAACGCGCUGUUGUACUACCACAAGAUCGGCACGCCGCAGAGCGAGGACGUCCUCGUCUACAAGGACGAGUCCAACCCCGAGUGGAUGUUCUCGGCCGGUGGAACCGAAGACGGCCGUUACGUCGUCAUGACCCAGUCUCGGGACACGGCUCGCUCCAACCUGCUCUGGAUCUCCGACUUGCAGGAGGAAGGCAACGAGAUCGGCCCGAACAUGAAGUGGAAAAAGGUCGUCAACGAGUGGGGCUCGUACUACGCCGACAUCACGAACGACGGGUCCAAGUUCUACUUCUACACGAACGCCAACGACUCGCCCAACUACAAGCUCGUUACCUACGACCUCGCCAAGCCGGAGGACGGCUUCAAGGACCUCGUCGCACACGACCCGAAGCUCCCGCUCACAUCGGUUCACGUGGCCAACAAGGACGCACUUGUCCUCCUCUACUCGGUCGACGUCAAGGACGAGCUCUACCUGCACUCGCUUGCGACCGGUGAGCGCAUCAAGCGCCUCGGUGAAGGCCUGAUCGGCUCGAUCGACCAGAUUGCGGGCAAGCGCGAGCACGACGAAAUGUGGUGGUCAAUGUCCGGUUUCACGUCGCCUGGAACGGUUUAUCGCUACGAUUUCACCGACAACGCGGCAAAGGGCAAGAAGGCGGGCGAGCAGCAGGUCUACCGCGAGGCGAGCGUCGAGGGCAUCAAGCCGGACGACUUUAUCAGCGAGCAGGUCUUCUUCACCUCGAAGGAUGGGACGAAGGUGCCGAUGUUCGUGACAAGGCCCAAGGACGUCGCCAAGGAUGGGACGGCUCCCGCGAUCUUGUACGGCUACGGCGGGUUCUCCCAUGCGAUCACGCCGUUCUUCUCGCCCUCGCUCAUGACGUGGAUCAAGCACUACAAGGGCGUCUUGGCGGUCGCCAACAUCCGCGGCGGCGAGGAGUACGGCGAGAGCUGGCACAUCGCUGGUACGAAGGCGCAGAAGCAGAACGUCUUCGACGACUUCCGCUGGGCUGCGAAGCACCUCAUCACCGAGAAGUACGUCGCGCACAACAAGAUCGCGAUUUCGGGCGGCUCGAACGGCGGUCUCCUCGUCGCUGCGUGCUUGAACCAGGAGCCGAGCCUGUUUGGCGCCGCCAUUGCGGACGUCGGCGUGCUGGACAUGCUGAGGUUCCAGCGCUUCACGAUCGGGCGCGCCUGGACGAGCGACUACGGCAGCUCGGACGAUCCCGAAGGCUUCGACUACCUCAUUGAGUACUCGCCUCUCCACAACGUCGACCCCUCAAAGGCGCCGUAUCCUCCUACCAUGCUCCUCACCGCCGACCACGACGACCGCGUCGUCCCUCUCCACUCCUUCAAGUAUGCCGCCGAGUUGCAGUACCGGCUGCCGGACAACCCGAAUCCGCUGCUGCUCAGGGUUGACACGAAGUCUGGGCAUGGCGCUGGCAAGAGUACGGAGAAGAAGAUCGAGGAGGCUGUCGACAAGUACGGCUUCGUGGCGCAGUCGAUGGGCUUGAAGUGGCACGACUAG